ACGCAAUAAUGUCUCCGUUCUUUGCCGCCAUCUUUUUGCUUGGCCUGUGCCUGGCAAACGCCAUCAACUUCACAACCGUCUACGAGUGGGAUAAAUUCGAUUUUAUCUGGCCAACAAAUGCAAAUAGAUCAAAUAAUGAACAAAUCAAAGAUAAAUACAGUCCGGAAAAAGUUUAUCCUAUAUACAUGGCUGUUUUUGGAGAAAGGCUGUUUCUAAGCCUUGAUACGCUUCCCGGAAUUCCCGCCACGCUGGUGUGGCUACCAACGAGCGGCUCGUCGACUGCGCCUCCAAAGCUUGCUCCUUUCCCCUCCUGGGAUUCACAUAAAGAGGACAACUGCGACACUAUUCAGAGGGCCUACAGUAUGGAAACGGACACAGAUGGUCGGUUGUGGGUGCUUGAUCAAGGUAGCAGCAAUUGUCCGAGCAAAAUUUGGAUUUUCAACCUCCUCAACAACGACACAACCGAACGCAUUCACCAGUUUCCGGACGCAGUCGUCUCUCAUUCAUUUUAUAAAAGGGACCUGCGUGAUAUCGUGCUCGACAAAACAACGGACGAUAAUCUUGCGUACAUCACGGAAUCUGAAUCUGAACACAUCGUAGUUUACAGCAAUAAAAACGACAAAUCCUGGUCAGUGAAAACACCAGGGAUUAAAUGGGAUUCCUUGGCCAUCUCUCCUAUCAGGGAAGCGAGACAGGUGUACCUUGGAAGAAGAGGUUCUACAGAACUGUAUUCGGUGUCUGUGUCUGAGCUGAAGAAUGAAGGCGGAAGCGCCGCUGCUGUGAAAUUAAUUGGCAGUUGGACUGGAAAACCUUACAGAAUGUUAAUCGACAGUGCCAAUGUCUUGUAUGCUGCAUUUAACUACCAGAAUUACACUUCCAUAUGGAAUAUUUCGGAGCCCUUUCGUGAGCAGCGGUUCCAUGAGGUCAGAAGACUGGGUGCCUAUUGGCCAUUUACUUUUGCCUUGGACACGAAAGAAACUUUAUGGAUGACGGAGAGAAAUGAAACUGGGAGUGGGAAUAGGUAUAAACUGCUCAAGGCUGAUGUGGCUGCAAGAUCGUAUUUAUCCAGCACGUCCACAGCCACGACUACGCCUCAAGUUUACGUGAAUGAAGAGACUACGCAAGUCGUGAAAAGCACACAAACGUCGACAAGCAAGUCAGAAACUCCUAAACCGGCUCUGGAAUCAAACGAAACAAGCGGUGGAUAUGCUGGUCUAAUUGUAGAAGAUUUCCGAGUAUGUCAAUCUUUGAACAAAAUUCUGUCAAUUGUGAUUUUGUUGCUCGUGUGUUGCUUGGUCUUGAGCGGCAUUGUCAUUGCGUGGCUGACCCUGAUGAUGAGAAGAAUGCAAACCUCUUAUUUGAGGCAGAAUCCGGUGGAAAAUAAUGGGGAAAUGUACGUUUUCCCGGAUAGCAAUCACCAGGACUAAUAUAAAAUGUAGGUUGCAUUUUAAUGCAUAAUUCAUUUAUAAAUAAAAUAGAGCUGAAGAUAAAGUUACGGUUUUCUUCAGCUA
Cloeon dipterum is the source of this 1511-nucleotide messenger RNA. Its product is annotated as protein yellow-like. NCBI's taxonomy places the organism in Eukaryota, Metazoa, Arthropoda, Insecta, Ephemeroptera, Baetidae. The transcript is spliced from 4 exons. The record is from RefSeq and is a predicted model, not a curated record. The coding region runs from base 9 to 1427 and encodes 472 amino acids.